Cinara cedri is the source of this 14267-nucleotide messenger RNA. The record is from the annotation of a GenBank genome assembly. NCBI's taxonomy places the organism in Eukaryota, Metazoa, Arthropoda, Insecta, Hemiptera, Aphididae.
UAUAUAUCUGAAAUAAUCAACUGUUGACUUAAUCAACUUAUCAAAAUUUGAUAACAAUUUAGUGUCUUUCUGUCAAUUUAGGAAACACACAUUGUGCAAUUAAUAGUGUAUUUUAGCAUACUUUAUACUUUCAUAUGUAAAAAUUGAAGAUUUUACAAACACUGUAAGUAUAAUUUAGUUUAAUUAAUUUGUGUAACCAAUAAUACUAUUGCGUAGACAAUUUUCUGUACUUCAAAAUAUAUACAUGUAUAUAAAGUUUUACGUGUUAUAGAUUUGUUAAUAAAUUGUUUUAUAACAAAAAGUAUAAUGGGGUAAAGUUGUGCAUUUGUUCUGGGGGAAUUGUAUCAACUACAAAUGCUCAUAAAAAAUGAUGCGUGUAAUGCAUACUCCGUUCCUUUGGAAAACAAUUAAAAUUUUUUUUUUCAGGAUCCCUUUAUUUUUUUCAUUACUAUAAGAAAGUAAUUUAGGUUAAACUUGGUGAUGAUUACUUACCUCCUUCCCAUACCGCAAGAGAGUUGAAUUUUCAAAAAGCGGGUAGUUUAAAUGAAAAUAUAUAGUAUUUCCCAAAGAAAUGUAUAAGACCUUAAUUGUAAAUUGUCCAUAUAAAAUUUCUCGUAAACCGUAAUAGACAAAAUAUUUAUUAAUAGAAUUGUUCACCAUUCUGACUAAACAUUAAUGUAAAUUCCGAUAUGCCACUUAUUCCAACGAUAUCUAUACCUUCAUCUAUUAAUGUCCAAGUAUUAUCACUAGUAAAUGAACCAAUAUGUAGUAUAUGUAAAAUUAGAUUUGAAUUUACUUUACCAAUUUAAUAUAUUUCCGUUAAUAUCAUGUAUCGGUAUGUACCUAAUAACUUAUAUUUAUAUACUUAUUAGUAAUGAGUAGGUAUUUAAAAUAAAUUGCCGCAGUUUGUAUAAUGUUAAAUUUGUUUUUACCACAGUUUACAUAUCGAUUUUAGGAAAAAAAUAAAUUUUGCCGCAGUUUGCAAUCUCUCGUUUUUCAUAAAGCAUAUUGACUUAACUAAAAAAAAAAAAAACAUAAUGUACUUAAUUUUUCAUAGUUACUAAUAGCUGUACUAAAAUGAUUUAAAAAAAUUCCCAUUUGAAUUUUACAUCAUCUUAUUUGACGUACCCUUUCCUUAAUAUUAUCGUUGAUAACAUAACAAUCAUAAUACUGUAUUAUAAUAUUCGCAAUAAUAUAUUUAUCUAAUUUGGUUCACGUAAUUUCCUAUAUAGUGCCUAAUAUAUAAUAUUAUUACCUACUUAAAACAUUGUAAGUCUGGGGCUCAUUCGUUAUAAUUAUUAUUAUUGUUAGUUUGAUCGAGAUUCGUGAUAUCUGUUCAUUGAAGUUGUAAGUAGGUACCUUUAAUCGUCGAUAUACGAUUUGAAAUUGUUCGCGUUUGUUAUUAGUUUAUAUAAAAAUAGACAAAUAAAUUAGAAGUGAUUAUCGAAUAGGUAUUUUUAAUCAGAUCGGAAGAGUUACAACUUCCCUGUUUAAUUAAGCUUUCUUUAAACCGAAAAAUGGUAUUGGUAUAUGCAAACUGUUCGCCUUGUUAAUAGAGAAAGUGCGGCGUUGAGCUGUGCGCAAAUGUUGCAUCUUUUUGGGAAAGAUUGUUAAUUAAUAAUUCCUAUUAGAGUGGUACAAGGUUAGGUUAUGCUUAUUUGCCUCAUUUCUAUGAUCUAAGCACGAUUAGAUGUAUAAAGGUAUUAUUAACGAUUAAUUUUAAUAAUCUUUAAUCGUGGAUCUAAAUUAUUAACAUAAUAUAAACCACGGUCUAGAACCAUGCUCAUUAUCAAUUGUGAUUAUAGCGCCUCUACAUUUACUUUAUCGCAAAUAGCGGUACUUACUACUUAGUAUUAGAUUUAAUCAUCGAGAUAAAUAAAUAAUACAAUACAAUAGUAUUGUUUAUCUAUUUCGAUAGAUUUAAUAAAGAAUUAAAGUGGAUAUGGAUAUCCACUUUGGAAUAAAUAUUUAUUAUCUAUGCCCUAUCGUAUAUUACCAAAAUCAUUCUGUCUAAAUCACGCCACAUUUGCAUAGACAUAAUAUUAUUAUCUAUAUUGUUAUGGUUCACCUUAUCAGAUAAUAAUAAUAAAUUAUGUAAAAAAAAUUGAAUAGAAAUAUUAAAGAAACAAUAGCCGUGAUGGACAAAAAAAAACCGACUGAAGAGAAGACAAGGGAAGAAGUCGAGGCUGAACGAAAAGCCAAGCGAGCAGCCAAACAAGAACGAAAGAAAGCAGCGCUGGAAAAACAUAAGUCUGACGAACCAGAUAGCCUACCAAAGCCGAAAGACCGAUCUUUGGAACCAUCUAAAAAGGUUAAUACUAAUGAACUUGUCAAAGAACCAAAACCGGUGAGUAAAAUAAACGGUACAUCAUUUUUUGGUAAAGUCCAUUCUGUUGUUUAUCGUAAUAUAUGAUGCAACUGUUUACCCCAAGACUAUAUGAGCACAGUAAAUCUUGCGUUAAGGGUCACCUCUAAAAGAUGGUCAUCUCUGUGUAAUGGUCAUUUUUUUCGGUCUCAUCAAGUGGUUUGCCUCUAUAGGAAACCUUUAAAGGCAGUCUUUAUUUCCGGUCACUUUGAUAAAAGUUUUACUGUAUUUUCUUAUUAUUGUUUAAUUAGUUUCAAUUGAUAUUUUCUCUAUAUUAAAAACGCUGGCGUAUCAAUGUAAUAAAAAUAAUAAUGCGACCAUAGAUUUCUUAAAACUAAAAAAAAAAAUUGAAUGUUUUCACUAGAAAAUUAAGAUUAUAACAUAAUAGUUACUGAUUAAAUCCUUUUAUUUCUCUCUUGGUUACAAUCCUAAGACUGGUUUGCAGCUAAUUUCUAUUCUUCUCUUCUAUCCACCUUCCUUUUCAUUUACACACAUGAAUCACAUCCUUGAUCCCUUAUUAAUUGUUGAAUAUACCCCAAUCUUGGCCUUCCUCUAUGAUUUUUUCCUUCCACAUUUCCUUCUAUAAUUAAUUUUAAUAAUCCUUCAUGCAAAAUUGUAUGUCCUAUCUAUUCAUUCAGUCUUUUUACUGUACUUUUUCAUAAUAGUGUUCCUUUUGACAUUAUUUCAAGAACCUCCUUAUUAGUUAUUUUAUCCAUCCAGCUUAUUUUUAACAUCCUCCUAUAGCCCCACAUUUCAAAUGCUUCCUAUGCUUCCUAAAUUCAGUUUCCUUGGUUAUUUUAUUGAUAUUAUCCAGGUCUCACACUCAUAUUGGGCUAUACUCCAUUCAUAUUCUAUAUACAUUAAUUUUUAUCAGAGAAAACAUCAUGUUGCUGAUACUUGGGAUGAUAAUGCGGUGAUAUCCUGCUGCCUUCCAUAUCAGUAGCAUUUCUUAUUACUAAGGAAUGCCGUUCAAGCAUAAAUAAAUUAACACUUGAUACUUGUAGCACUGCUCCCCACCACUUGGUCCAUUUUAGUCGCCUCAUACGACAGGCAUAGACUACUGAUUAAAUAUGUACUCCUAAUCUUAAAAGAUAGUUAUUUAGUACUUAAAUUUUCCCUCAAUUAUAUCGUUAACUUUGUAUUAAUUUUUAAUAAAUACAGAGAUAAAUACCUAAAACAAGACUAUACAUUUAAUACAUAUAUUUAUGUCUUUAUUAUAUAUUUUUUAUAAUGAAAAAAUAAAAUAAUUCUAUUUUAUCUGAACAUUUUAUUAGUAUUGUUAAUCUGUAGAUGAACCUACCACAAUGUGUACAAAAAUUAUUUAGGUUAGGUACCUAGAUAAAAAUAUAAAUAUAAUUUGUACUUAUUUACACAAUUAUUUUAAGAUGUUGUUAUUCAAGACAAAAAUAUAAAUAAAUUUAUUUUAAAAAGAUAAAAAACAAGUUUUGGAUAAAAUCAAAAAAAAAUAAUUAACGCCAUUUUAUUGGUGUUAGAUAACUAGGAACAUUAAAAAAAAACUUAUUUAGAAAUAAAAUAGUCUACACAAAAGUGCACCAUAAGUUUAUAUGUCUAGUAAUGAAAAUGAUAAUGGAAGAUAUUACUAAUUUCACUUAUAAAGUUAACAUAACACGAUACAGUUGACUUUGGGAGGGGGUGGCAGUCUAGGCUUUUUGAUUCCAUUAAGAAAAGAUUUAUUUCUCUAAUAAAGUUUGUUAAAGAACAAAUGUACAAGUUAAGACAGUAGGUGUUUUAUCUUUGGAAAUUUGUUAAGACUUUUGUAUUUUAACUGGGAGAUUAUUUACCUCAUACGACUGAUAGAAAGUUAAGUAACAUAUUUUCUUAAAUUCACAUAUUUAAUUUGUACUUUUACUAUAUUUGUAUAUAUUUUCUUAAUAAGUUAAAUUAGGUUAGGUUUUAUAUAUUUUUUUAUCUAUAUAUAUAUAUAUAUAUAUAGAUAAUCUCUUAAUAAGUAUAUAUAUCAAAUUACAUUUUUUUUAACUUGUGGCUGUGAACCUUAGGAAGUAUCUAAGGCUGCUUUUAAGAAGUCUUUAGUUCAAAUAGCCGAUGUUACACCCAAGACACCUUCAAUUAAAAAAAUCAAUGUAGUUAAAAAGCUAACAAACGUAAAAUGUAACAAAAAUAAGGAAAAUAUUAUUGCUGAAAAAGUAAGUGUAAAUUUGUAUGAACUGCAACUGCAAUAAUAAUAAUUAUUAAUAUUAUAAUAUUUUGGGUGUUAUCUAUUUAGAUUGGAGAAAUUCAACCUUGCAAAACGGUUAACUCAUUAAAGAAACCUUUAGGAACAGUUAUACACAAAGUUAAAUUGUUCAAUCAUCUUUAUUUUGAUACAGUAUCUUUGAUGGCAGAAAAUAAAUUAAAGUAAAUAAUUUAUGGUUAUAUCAAAUAAUUGUUUAAUAAUUUGCACAAUAUUUAUAAUUAUCUAGAAUAAAUUCUGAAAGAGUACAUCCAGCUUUUAUUAAGUUUGGAAUUCAAAUGAGAACUUGUAUAGUAGUAGGUUCUAAUGCUAGAUGUCUUGCUUUCUUAUGUGCACUUAAACAGGUAGGUUGUGUGUACUGAUUUUCUAUAUUGUGUCAUAUUUAAUAAUUGAUAUUUUGCAGACAAUUUCAGAUUUUUUAACACCUGAACACAAACAGUUUUCUCGAUCUUUUGAGGAACACCUUGGCCCAGCUAUUGAUUACCUGAACACUAGCCGUCCUUUCUCAGUUUCUAUGAGUAAUGCACAUAAAUAUAUUAUGUGGCACGUAAAACGAUUACCAAACAAUAUUUCAGAUGGUCAAGUGUGUUCAUUUUUUAUUACUAAUUAUAAAAUUUUCUUAUUUUUAUUUACAAAUUAAAUUUUUUUUGUCAGGCAAAAGAGAAGUUAGAAAAUGUUAUAAAUAAUUAUAUUUAUGUCCAGAUACAUAUGGCUGGUAAAGCAAUUUGUAUCGCAGCACAAAAUAAAAUAGCAAAUGGUGAUGUUAUACUUACCUAUGGAUAGUAAGUAUUAAUAUUAUUUCUUUAAAAAAAAUUGAUACAUUAAUUUGUAUAUAUAUACAGAGUGUUUCAGAAUAUAAUGGGCAACUCUAUAGGUGGUACUCCUUAUGUGGCUCUACAGACUAGAUUAUAUUUUUUCAAUGUCAAAACUUGGGUUUACCAGUUUUCUUUAGAAAAUAUUUAUAAAAAAUAAAAAUAAAAAUAAAUAGUACCAGAGAAUUUCUUGCAAAAUUGUCUUACCGAAAAAAUGAGUUCUGUAAAAAACUGCUAUUUUUGGUUAAUCAUGUCCAAAAUCGUAAUUUAUUUAUUUAUUUUAUUUUAUAUAGAGUAAACUCAAUUUUACAAAAAGACAUUACAGCAGCAAAACGUAUGUUAUACAUCAGUAUACUAAAUUAAAAUGGUGUAAUAAUAUAUUAUAUAAUUAAUAUAUAAAUAAUAAUAAUAAAACAUAGCAAACAAACAUAUAAAAAAAUAAUCCACAUAUUGGUAUAUCAAUCAAUUACAUAAACAAGCCUAAUAAUUAAAUAAUAUCGAAAAUCCUUAACCUUAAAAAUAGAAAACAUACUAUUUAGAGACCUUAACUUAUAUCUUUAGAUACUUAAUAAUAAAAAAUAUUAUAUAAAUUAGUAAUAAUAUGAAAGUCAAUGUUUAUAAAUUUAACAUUGAGUUAAUAUCAUUUAUUGAGCAAUAAAAUAAAUCUAAAUUUAAAUCUAAUUUUCUAUUUCCAGUUAUCAUUAAAAUAUUAGCUGAAGAAGAAAAUUAAUAUUGGCUUUAACAUUAUUAAUAAAAAAUGGGUCUUUAUUUCUUGAGUUUUUAUAAUUAAUUUUUCUUGUAAUUGAGGGCAAUGCACCUUAUUAUGUAUUAAUUUAUAAAGGAAUAUUAUAUUGAAGUACUGUCAUUUUAAAUGCAUUAUUCAUGAAAACAAUUUAAAUCAGAUUGUAAAAGUAUAGUAUCUGAUUCAGAAUUAAUGGUCUUGAAAAUGUUUGCGUCAUCAGCAAAUAGUAGUAAAUUUGAAUUUUUUUAUGGCCAAGGAUAAAUCAUUGAUACAAAUAAGAAAUAAAAUAGGCAAUAAAUGAUUGUUUUAGGAAUACUGGAGUUAACUGAAAUUGAAUCAGAGUACAAAUUGCCAUAUUUUACUAUUUGAAAUCUAUUUUUUAAAAAAGAUUUAAAUCAAGAUAGUAGAGUUUAGUAUAGAUAGUAUUGUUUAAAAAUUGCCAGGUUGGUUACAGUUGAUAUUUUAGUUCUGAAGCCAUGUUGUUCAUUAAUAAGUACACUAUUUAAUAAAGAAGCAAAUUUAUCAUUAAUUAUUUUUGGAAUAAUAGAAAUUUUAGAUAUUGGUUGAUAAUUUGAAAUGGAAAAAUGAUCAUCUUUUUUAAAAAUAGGAGAGAUGUAAACUGUCUCCAAGCCGUAUAAAAUUUGCCUAAUUCUAGGGAUUUGUGAAACAGAAUGUAGGGGUUAUGUUAAUAUGAAACGACAGUUGUAUACAAAUUUUGGAGAGAUAUUAUCCGGUCUACAUUGAGGAUUUAGAUUUAAAGUAUCGAGUUCUUGAAGAAUAUCGUAGAGGGUAAUAUUAAUGUUAUAUAGAGAAAUAUAUGAAUUAAAUGGUUUGAGGUUUGUAGGAGUAUUGGGGAAAGGUUUUGUAUGUACAUCCGAAAAAUAUCUGGCAAAUAAAUUGACCCUAUAUUGGCUAUUAUCAAUUUGAACAUUAUCAAGAUGCAUUAUACUUGGAAUGGUGUUAUUUGGCUAUUGUUGAAAAAUUACCAAAAAAGCUUGGGAUUAUGUUUUAUAGAUAUUUGAAUAAUUUUUGGCUCUUAAUGAUUUACAUUGAAUUCUUAAAUUAAUGAAAUUCAAGUAAUCAUUGAAUGAGUUUGUUUAUAUUUAGAAUGUGCUUUUUUUUUUUAAGUGAUAAAGAUGUUUUAAAUUAUUACUAUCCAAUCGUCCUCACUGCGAAUGAUUACAGGCGCUCCUCCGUAUGUUUCAAACCACACCUUACACUCAGACUUAAAAAUUUUAACUGUCCAUGAAGGAGCCAAAAAUGCCUAUAGACUUUUCCGCGCGCGUCUUACAAACCACUCUAAUCCAUUAAUCUGUGCCCUAAACUCCAAUUCCAUUCCAGGUAAUCCACCUAGAAGGUUAAAGCGUAACUGGAACCGUGACCUGUAAUAGCCCUCUAUAGCCAGUAAGUGUUGCCGCUGGGUGAUUACUUCUUCAUGUCAAUCUCGCCUUUUUUCUUUUUAUUUUUUUUUUCUUAUAUAAUUCCUCAAACAUGCUUAUUGUAAAAAGUGUAUUUACAGAUUGUAUGUGUUAUAAUUAAAAUUAAAAAAAAAAAAAAAAGUUAUUACUAAACAGUGAUGGAAAAGAUGAUUUUGGCGUGACACACGAAUUUGCCUUUACAUUUACCAGGGUUUUCCAUGGAAUUAAUUAUUUUGUAUUUAAUGCGUCAAUGCCCAUUGUAGUAAAUAUGCAACAUGUUAAAAUAAUAUGUUUCCACACUACAUGCGAAUUACUAUAAAUGCGUUGCGCCGUCUAACAUAUAGUUUAAGCCCCAAUCUAUGUUUUAUAUUGAUACACAAGCGCAAAUGUUAUUAUUUUCCAUUUUGUAACAUGUUUCAAACUUGAUAACAUAAUUUAAUGGUCUUCUUCUUUUGUGGUUUUUAUUAUCUUGAUUUACAAAAUGUACUUUGAGUGAAAAAUACUAUUUUAAAUCAUCAGAGAUGAAACUUAAAAUUAUUAUAAGGUGUAUGAACAUUUUUAGUCAUUCAUAACACACAAAUAAUUAAUACUGCAGUAGUUUUACUGUAGUAAUACUAUUGUACUUUCGAUAAUUUUCUAAUACAAACUCAAACACAAGAUUUUUAAAAUUAUUUUUCCCAAAUUCAGCGCAUCAAAAUUAUUUUAAGAUACUUUUUAUGUGAAAAAAAUUUGGGCAUUGAGGGGUUAACUUCUAAUUUAAUUAUUCUAUUAAAAAAUAUGACUAAUUUGACUAUAAAAACAUGACAAUGUUUGAGGUCAUUCUAUCAACGACUUCUAAAAUUUAUUGGAGUGCGGUCUACCAGACAGUGCAUACUUUUAUAUUGUGUAAAAAAUAAUAUAUACAAGUUAUAACCAAAUCAAAUUAUAUUUUUUCAAUUUAUUCUUUAACAUUAAUGUAUAUUCUAGCAUAAAAAAAAAAUGAAAACUAAUUUUAAUUAAUUGUAAAUUUUUGUAAUUAUUUAAUAAUUUAAUACAAUCUGACAGACCGAACAUAGGUAAUUAAGGGUUAAUGAAUGUUGUAUUAAAAAGUUAUUGUAAGUGAUUUGUUUAUAGCUAAUAAUUAUAAUAAAAACAAUUUAAUUUUUGAAUUUAUUAUGUUUUUAAAAUGUAUUUUAUUUUUUGUUAGAAUUAUUAAAUUAACACUUAAAUACAAAAGAAUUGAGUAAUUAUUAAUUAAUAUAAUUACUUAAUUGACAAUAUUCUAAACAUGAAAAUAGUGGUAAUUUAUGGAACAAAUUGAUUGACCAGUUUUUGUAAAAGAAUUAAUUUUACUAAAAAUUAUCUGGUGCUAUUUAUUUUUAUUUUAGAUUCAGAAUGAAAGGGGAAAUAUUGGCUGAUUAAUGUUUUUUUUUUUUAGUUUAGCUCUUUUUCUGAAAGGAACUCUGACUGGAGUAGUACUUUAAGGAGGUCAUUUUAUGAUUUUCCCAAGGGUUUUUUUUAUAAAAAAAAAAAAAUAGAAAAAAACUGUAGAGAAACUUAGAAAAUUUACAAAAUGUGCUAUUUUCAAAUCUUAAAUAUUACGAUCUUUCAAAACAUUUAUAAUUAAACUUUGCUCAGAAUUGUUUUCACUAGCAAUAAUAAACCGUUACAUAUACAUUAAAUUUCCUCUCUUUACCCAAUCUUCCCAACUCCUAACCUACAUCCGUAGUCAAUCCAUUGUGCGAAGUAUAUCAGUUUGUUUUUGAUAAAUAUUUUUCAAAUAAUACAAUUCUAAUCAAAGUUUUGACAUUAAAAAAAAAAAAAAAAAGAGCCAUAAUCAGAGUACCAUUUCGUAUGUUAGGACAGUUUGAUACUGCUCUAGCAAAUUUGAACUGCAAACACAAUCAAAUUAUUUUUUAUCUUUUUAUCAAUAUUUUGUAUUCAAUUUAUUAUUAUUAAUAAUUAUAUAAAAUUUACGGGGGACAUUAGGAAGAAACUAUCAUUAUUAUUAUAACGUUCAUAUUCUGAAUAUUUUAAAACAAUGAUAAUUCUACAAAAACAAAUUUACGAUUUGUUAAGAAAAAUUUGUAAGGAUGGCUUACCAAAUAAUUAAAUUAUUAUUGUGAGAAACUACAGAACAGAUAAUAAAUGAAAGUAUAGAAAAGCAGACAAACUUUGCAAUUCUAAGUACCAUUAAAGUACCUGUCAUGUACAAAUAAAUAAGUAAUAAUAUAAUUUUAAAUAAUCUUAAUAUAGUAAUAAAUAAUAAUUUGAUAAUUUAUUUUGUAUGGCGUUUUACCACGAUUAUUAAGUAUACCAUAGGUAACAAUUAUUAAAAUUAUAUAAUUGUUUUAAAAUAUCUAAUAAUAAAUUAAUAAAAAAUAUUGCACUCAAAAUAAUUUGUUUGUAUUCGUGGUUCAAAUUGUGGUAUUCCAUAUUGUUGUCCAUAAUAUAUCUAUUUUAACUAAGUUUAUAUUUCUACAAAAUGCGUUUUUAUUUAAUGUAUAUACUUUUUGAAAUUUAAUAUUUUCCUUAAAAUUAAAAAAUCUAUUGUUUAAUAAGCAUUGAAUUAAUAGUUUUUUUUUUUUUAUAUAAUCAUCUAAAAUGAUUAAUAAACAUUAUAUGCAUUAUGAGCAUUGUAAACGUAAAAAAUAAUUAUAUACUUUAAGGUAAAUUAUUUAUUAUUUUCAAUUUAGUUAUUUUGUACAUUCAAUUAAAAAUAUUUGUAAAAACUUAAGCCAUUUAUAGAUAUUUUAAUUUUGCAAGUUUUUUUACAUAAUUUUCAUUUGGUAGCUCCUUUUUAGUUACUUUAACGUUGAUAUCCUAUAUUAUUGUCUGUAAAUUUGAAUUCAGGUUCAGGUUGAAUUUGAUUCAGGUUUAGGUCUAUAUUUAGAUCAUUAAUGGUUACAAUAAUUGUGAAACAUAAUACGCAUCUAUAUUAUAAUAUAGUGGCUUGAAAAUGUUCUAACAUUGGGGAUCUUAUUGAAUUUUACUUUUUUACUGAUGUCAUUCUACCUGUAUAAAUAAUAUCAUAAUAUUAUGACAAUUUUCCAAACUUUUAGUAAUGAAUGCAAUAAGUGAAAACAUAAAAUUGUACAAGGCCCCAUUAACCUCCAAGCUCUAUAAAUUUUUAAUUUGGUUCUGCUUAUUUAUUAGAUACUAAUUCUUUUGGUUUUAACUAUCGAAAUUUGUAUAACAGAGCUCACUAAUUUUUAGUUCUUCACUGGUUGAACGGAUAUUAACAGAAGCCUACUACAAUAACAAACAGUUCAGUGUUAUCAUUGUUGACUCUGCACCAUGGUAUGAAGGCCGACAAAUGCUUCACCGUCUUGUGCAGAAUGAUGUAAAGUGUACUUAUGUGCUCCUUUCAGCCACUAGUUUCAUCAUGACCAGGGCGACAAAGGUACUGCUAGGUGCACAUGCUUUGUUAGCCAAUGGCUACGUAAUGGGUCGAGCCGGAAGUUCUCAAAUAGCAUUGGUUGCUAAACAUUUUAACGUACCUGUAUUGGUGUGCUGUGAAACAUAUAAGUUUACUGAACGUGUGCAAACUGAUUCGAUUGUUUACAAUGAACUAGGUUUGAAUAUAUUAUGUACACAAGAGCAGCACUGUGAGAUCAGAUUGACUUUAAUUAAUCUUUAUUGUAGGUAACGCUCAUGAAGUUAUGCCCAAAGAACAGUGGUUGAAUAAUCGUUAUUUGACUCCAUUAUGUCUUCGAUAUGACGUGACCACUCCAGAUCUAAUAACCGCUGUAGUCACAGAAAUUGCUAUAUUACCAUGUACCAGUGUUCCGGUUGUUUUAAGAGUUCGACCAAAUGAAUACGGAACAUACAACAAAUGACAAGUCUGACUCAAAAGCAAACAGCAAAAAAUAAUUAUUUUAUGUGUUUAUUAUUAUAUUUUUUUAAUUUUUUCACUUUAUAUUGAUUUUAUUAAGAUAAUAUAAUUUAUUUUCUGUUGUACAAUGUUCCGAGUGUAAACAAUAUAAUAACGACUUUUCGAGUAUCAGUCAGUUUACUGCCCAUACAUACAUACAUACAUAGUACAUACUAAAUUCAAUGCAAUAAAGCUAAAUUUUGAAAUAACAUUAAACGUUGGGUAACAAUAUUGUUUGUUUUGGAACAAUCUAAUAAUAAUAAUUCAAUAAUAUAUAUACGAGCCACAUAAUAUUGUAUAAUAUAUAUAUGUGAGUGUGUGAAUAUAUAUAAUACAUAUAUAUUAUGUAUAAUGAUUAAAAAGAAAGUUAAUUUUUACAAAAGUAAGAAAUAUUAGAUUCGAUUCUUAAACUAAUUGUAUAAUACAAGUUAUUAAAACAUAGUUUAAAAAAUUUGUUCAUAAUGUAGGCGUAAUAUUAAUAAUCGUUGUCUUACUUACUACAUUACUGACAAAUAGUAUUAUUAAAAAAAAAAAAAAAAAUGACCAAUGUACCAAAAAUAUGCUAAGUUUAUAUUAUUAUUUUCUUGUACGUUUAAGUAUACAAAAUUUAAAACUUUACUUUAUAUAAAUCAUUUUUAUACAACACAAUCUUAAAAAAUCAAAACAAAAAUUAACUCCGAGGAACUAAAAACUGGUAGCACUGUUUAACCUUUAUAUAUAUGAAAAAUAUACAAGUCUAUAAUUUAAAGAAUAAAUUAUUUACAUUCUUAAUGACAGCAUUAAAAAUAAAAUAAACAGGACUAAUUUAAAAUUAUGAUAUGAAAAACAACAAAAAUAUAUUUAUAAUUGUGUUUUUUUUUUACAUUUUACACAAACACCAGACAUGAUUUAGUAAAUUAACUUAAUGAGUUAUAUUAUAUAUACAUAUAAAAACAAUUGGCAAUUUCUGAUUAUUAAAUACAUAAUCAAUCAGUUUGUCACCCUAAAACCAUGCAUCAAGAUUAGCAAAAAGAAAAACCGUAUUAGAAUAAAUCUAGGGUUAUCAAAGAUAAUUGUAAAUUCACAAAGAAAAAAAAAAUGGCCAAUUCCUCUCACUUGAUAUCUCUGGCUCUCAAAAACAAUACUAUCUAUAAACUAAUAAAAUAACAGUCAAAAGUCUGUCACAAAUUAUUUAUUUAUAUAAACUAUACACCAGGCACACAUAUAGGGGAGAAUAUAAAGGUUUAACCCUAACUUCCACUGAAAUUUGAAAAACACAUUAUAAUAUAUUAGUUAUAUAGUUAAAAAGUGUUAACUUAUAAACCUCUCCCGAAAUAUUGUUCUAUUUAUGUGGCCUGAUAUAUAACAUAUCCAUAUUAUAUAUAGAUAAAACCGCACAAGACUAAUUUUUCAUUUUAUAUACAUUUAAACAGAUAAAUAAUAGUAAUUUUGCAUACAAUUUACAAGGCAAUUUACAAAACAAGUUUUUUAAGUGCACACUUAUUCAAACUAUCACUUUUUUAAAUCAGUAAAAAAUAUUUAUGUUUCCUAUUCUUGAUGUGUUAUUGCCAAUAAUUUUCAAUUUGAAUCCUACAAACAUUUAAAAAUAGUUACUUUUUUAUAACUACAUUUAAAUAUACUUUAAAAGUAUUAUGAUAAAAAAUUAGGAACCUAGAAAAAUUGUUUAAACUUAAAAUAUUAUAAAUUAAUCUCUUUUUGUUUUUAAUAUAUUAAUCAUUAUUUAUUGUGUUUGCCCUAUUAAUACUUUAAUAGUUAUAUAAUAAAUAAGUGAAAUAAUUAAUAAAAUUACAAUUUUAAUAAUAUACAAAAAUAAAUCUAAUCUGUGUUGAGUUUGUUCAAUAGUAAUUAUAAUCAUUGAUCUAGUGUCUAAUCUUGUGCAACAUGAGUACAUUUUCUCAUCCUAAUAUCAAAUAAAAUAAAUACAAAAAUAUACAUAAUGUUAAAAAAAGAAAUAACUAUGAAUUGUUAUAAUCAUGAAUAAAUUAGUUAGUUUUUUAGUAUUUAAAAGUGAUGUUUUCUUAGUUUGUACAAUUAUGGCAUAAAUUUGUACAAGAAAAAGCCUUUGUAGGCAACGGCAAGAAUAGUUUUAGGAAUAUAUACUUGGUCUUCAAAAUGAACCUCAGUAUUGCAAAAUGAAAAUCAAUCGCUAAAGAACUUAGGGGUUUCAACAAAUUAAAGUAAAUAAUUACAGUAAAAAUACAUAGUCAAUAUAAAUUGACAGGAUUUAUCUUUAAUGCAAAUUAAUGCCUAAAUUAUUUUAAAACUAGACAUAAACAUUUUUUUAUAUUAACAUCAUCACACUAAGUUAUUUUUUUAAAAUAUAUAUAUAUUCCAAUUUUUAAACUACAAUAAUUAUUAUAUGUAUAUUAUUAUAUGUUAUUAAUUUAUGAAAACAAUAAUUUUUUUUAAAGUUAGAUUAAAAAUAUUCUAAAAUAAUCUAAAUACAUUAUACCCUAUUUGAUCGUCAAAACCACGUCAAUUGUAUAAAUCAUAAAUUCAGAUUUUUUUAAAACGGGUUAAAUCAAAAAAGUAUCAAAGAUAUAGUGAUGAUGUCAAUAAUAUUAAUUUGUUUGAUAAUAAUGACGUUUUAGUUUAAUACUAGGAUAUCAAACGCAUAUUAUCUACAAUAAAACAAGACUAUACAAAUUUUCUAAUUCUUCAGAAAUACCUACUCAUUUAAUACAGAAGAAAUAGGUUUAUGCUCGUGUGUUUUGCGGUGGACCCAGCAUCAUGGGCGUAAGGUGGGUUAAUGGUGUUGGACCAUCUGUACUAUGCGGCGGAGGCCCCAAAAAGCGAGGCCCAUUUUUGGUAGUUGGCAAUAUGCUGAUUUCACGAGGAUCAAAUCUAAAAACGUUUUGAACUAUC